Messenger RNA from Dryobates pubescens (Downy woodpecker), 1536 nucleotides. It is a transcript of the gene MEMO1, whose product is annotated as mediator of cell motility 1. The record is from RefSeq and is a predicted model, not a curated record. Bases 398 to 1291 code for a protein of 297 amino acids. Lineage: Eukaryota; Metazoa; Chordata; Aves; Piciformes; Picidae. The transcript has 9 exons.
CUCUAGUCCACGGGAGCCGAGCUGGGCCAAACCCAGUGCUGCCGCGGCCUCCUUCUCUUCGCGUCCACCCCCGACACCUGCCAGCGCAGAGUUGGCGGCAGCGGCUGCCUCGGGCUUUGUCCCCUCUCCCCCCUUCCGUUCCUCCCCUUCACGCGGGGCGACCGCCUGCGGCAGAGGUCGGCGCCGCGGCCGCGGCCCGCGCCGCCCCGCCCGCCGCCUCCGCGCGCCCCCCUCCCGCUCGCCGCCCGCCCGCCCUCCCGGAGGCGCCGCCGGCAACGCCGCCUCCGCCCGCGGGGCCCGGGCCGUGCCGGGGGAGGAGGGGGAGCAGCGCCGCCGCCGCGGCCGGGCCCGUCCCCUACCGCCUCCCCCGAACACCAUAGGCAGCUCCGGCACCAAGAUGUCCAACCGGGUGCUUUGCCGGGAGGCUAGCCACGCCGGCAGCUGGUACACAGCCUCAGGACCCCAGCUGAAUGCACAACUAGAAGGCUGGCUUUCUCAAGUACAGUCCACAAAAAGACCUGCUAGAGCCAUUAUUGCACCCCAUGCAGGAUAUACCUAUUGUGGAUCUUGUGCAGCCCAUGCUUAUAAACAAGUGGAUCCUAAUAUUACCCGAAAAAUUUUCAUUCUUGGGCCUUCCCAUCACGUGCCCCUUUCCCGAUGUGCACUUUCCAGUGUGGACAUUUACAGAACACCUCUGUAUGAUCUUCGAAUUGACCAAAAGAUUUAUGGAGAAUUGUGGAAGACUGGAAUGUUUGAGCGUAUGUCACUACAGACAGAUGAAGAUGAACACAGUAUUGAAAUGCAUUUGCCUUAUACUGCUAAAGCCAUGGAAAGCCAUAAGGAUGAGUUUACUAUUAUUCCUGUGUUGGUCGGAGCACUGAGUGAGUCAAAAGAGCAGGAAUUUGGAAAACUCUUCAGUAAAUACCUAGCUGACCCUAGUAACCUCUUUGUGGUUUCUUCUGACUUUUGCCAUUGGGGUCAGAGGUUCCGUUACAGUUACUAUGAUGAAUCCCAAGGAGAAAUUUAUAGAUCCAUUGAGCACCUAGAUAAAAUGGGUAUGAGCAUUAUAGAGCAGCUAGAUCCUGUAUCUUUUAGCAACUACUUGAAGAAAUACCAUAAUACAAUAUGUGGAAGACAUCCUAUUGGCGUAUUAUUAAAUGCUAUCAGUGAGCUCCAGAAGAAUGGAAUGAAUAUGAGCUUUUCAUUUUUGAAUUAUGCUCAGUCAAGCCAGUGUCGAAACUGGCAAGACAGCUCAGUGAGUUACGCAGCUGGAGCACUUAUGGUCCACUGAACUGCUGAAUGCUCAGGGAUGGCACCUGCACACACUCUGUAUACGGGGUCCCAGCCUAGCCCUUACAAAGAUACAGUCCUUGGUCUUUGGGUAUACUGAAACCUCAAACUAAUAGAACUCUCUUCUUUUGUAGUAGGUGUAGUCCUUCCUUAGUUUUGACUCAUUUAAAAAUGCUUUCUUGUCUAGGACAACAGAAGGAAGGCUGGUAUCAAAACCUUUUGUGAUCUUUUUUUCUCUUUUCUUUU